Fusarium graminearum PH-1 is the source of this 1320-nucleotide messenger RNA. RefSeq lists its product as uncharacterized. NCBI's taxonomy places the organism in Eukaryota, Fungi, Ascomycota, Sordariomycetes, Hypocreales, Nectriaceae. Bases 1 to 1320 code for a protein of 439 amino acids. The record is from RefSeq and is a predicted model, not a curated record. The transcript has 5 exons.
AUGGAGGCCUCCGAGGAUCCUUCGACACGGGAAGCUGCUGCGUCCCAGCUGAGUUACCUGGAUCAAUGGGAGGCAGCUUAUACCGGGGAGAACGUGGAAUUACCAUUACCGCAGCAAAUCGUCGAGUUACGCAUAAUUCGACCUUAUCUCGAAUCUGUAGCCUCGGGGUCCGAGCUAUGGGAUGCAGAUAGAGUUGGUCGUCUGAUCAACGAAUCUCUUCUAGCGGCCAUGCAACCACCCUUCGUUGCUGAGGCCACGGAAUCCGCCGCCAAAGUUGGUGGUACUUCUAACGAAUCUGUGGUCAAAGUAGAGCGUCAACUGGGCUUUGGAGAUCGCAUUGCAAAGAUUUCACAAUCCAAGUUGGCCAAGUACACCAACAACGCUUGGGAAUUUCUUCAAAAUGGUUCACGUGCCAAGAUGACCCAGCCUGACAAGUCAGAGAACAAACUCUGUUGUCAUUCUGAUCACAGCGAGGAAGAUCUGAUCUCGUUCGAGAAUGAUCCUGUGGUUGGACCUGCCGAUAUCAAGCCCAUCAACAUCACUAUCCCACAUGACACAUUCACAGAUGACAAAGUUGAUGUUAAGGAUGAGCCUGUUGAUGCCUGCCUCAUCGUCGAUCAAUGCACUUCGCUCAAAAUCGAAGAUGACCAUGCCGGCGUUGCAUCGACCCACCUACUCGAAGAAGCUGUCAAGUGCUUCACUUGUGGGACUACUCCUUCCGCCGAGGCACUGGUCAUGUGCCCUUGCCAGCAUCAGUACUGCCACGGAUGUCUUUGCCAUAUGGUAAAGUCUUCUAUACGCGGUGAGAUUCCAUUCCCACCCAUGUGUUGCGAAUCUCCCGUCCCCAUUGAUGUGAACACAUCAGUGUUUGACCAAAACACCCUGUGCGACUUCUUUUCCAGGAAGUUUGGCAUCUCCUACAUGAACCCGGAUGCUUCUCCUAGAAAGCGAAAGGCUAUCGGGGCCCCGUAUCAGGACAAGGCGCCAUCUCAAGUUCACGGUGUGACCGUAAGAAUGUCAAGAAACGGAGUCCAAGGGUCUUGCUAUCUCUGCAAGCGCGUCAAUGAAAAGGAUUCUUUUUGCCCUGACUGCUGCUACCGUUGCAACCGAAGCCACGCAUCAUGCAAAUGUGCCUGGUGGGAAGAGCGACAGAGAAGGAUGGAAGCACAAAAGGCGAUUAAUGAUAACACCUUCAAUCCCAACGCCCCGGCGUUGUGUCCGACCGAUGGCAGUGACAAAUGCAGAAAGAUGCCAUUAAAUGGCAUUUUUCGUGGUCGUCGAGACUCUGCUCUUUUUGAACCGACUGGGGUGGUGAUUUAA